AUGCAACCCACAUCCUCGGACCCGCUCACACUCGUAUACGCAAAGCUAUUCAUAACCCUCAUUCACUACUCUCCACCUUCUCAAAACUUAAACCACACCAUCGACCUCAACGGACACCCUAUCUCGAAAGUAGAAGUAACCGGCAUCGUAGUCGAACUCCGCCACUACGCCGAAAAAAGCAUCUUAACCAUCGAUGACAGCACCGGAUCUCUCGUCUGCAACUUCUGGCCCGCGACUACCGCCCAGUUUCCACAACUUAAAAACGCCCCAAACCUACACGCCCUCCAAGAAUCUAUCGAACUAGGAUGCCUCGUCACGGUCUAUGGCAAACUCCAUAUCUUUACCGACAAAUCGUACCAACCAACCCGCGAACUCAAUGCCCACCACCUAAAAAUCGAAGACGACGAACACGCCGAAAUGCUACAUUGGCUUGAAUGCAUCCACCUGUACGAUAACGUCUACUCCAAAAACCCACCCUUCGAAAACUCUAGUCAAUUCAAACUGUCAAAGGCCAUAAAAGACCUCCUACAAUUCAAUCCAACCACCAAAGACUCCCUGGACCUGCUCCCACCCUCUCAGCCCGUCUUCACUGCCGACGACCUGCUGAAAAACAAAGACGUUGCAGCCGCAGUAGAAGAACAUAUAAAAGAACCACAAAACAAACAUAGCACAAAAGAAAUAGAGAUUACUAAAUUCCUGAAUAAUUUAGUACAAAACGGUGACCUUUUGUCCGUACAAGACGAAACUUGUCAAAAUUCGAACAAACCACUCUACAAAGUAGUUUCAUUCGAGAUCUUGGGACCAAAAGUCAUGGAAGUCAUUCGGUCGGAAUACGAAAAGCUACCGAUAAAGCUAUACGGAGUCAGAGAUUCGCACAUCUUCAAAAUUUUACGCACCCAAGAUAACCUGUCGCAUUUGAAAAUGAACCAUGUAAUCCUGUGUUUAAACGAGUUGGUCUUGCUAGGGCUUAUCUACGCACUAAGCGACAGUGAAUUUAAGGUAGUAAGUUGA
This is a messenger RNA of Schistocerca gregaria, 1011 nucleotides long. RefSeq lists its product as uncharacterized. Lineage: Eukaryota; Metazoa; Arthropoda; Insecta; Orthoptera; Acrididae. The coding region runs from base 1 to 1011 and encodes 336 amino acids. The transcript is spliced from 2 exons. Gene Ontology annotation, biological process: nucleotide-excision repair; DNA replication; double-strand break repair via homologous recombination. The record is from RefSeq and is a predicted model, not a curated record. Gene Ontology annotation, cellular component: chromosome, telomeric region; DNA replication factor A complex; site of double-strand break.